AGCAGGUCAAUUGCACUUUUAUUUAUGUUUGACCAUGCCUUACCUACCUAGAAUAAAAGCGAUUGAUUAGUUUGAACGCAACAGCUUUUAGAAGAUGCUUCGACGAUUGGCGAUUUUCGGCAUUGUCCAAGUAAUGAUCGUCUCCACAGAGUACGACUGGAGGGGAGACGCACAAUUAGGCUUCUACUACUACAUGAACCAAGAGUUCGGAUACGGUCAUGUGCAACAACCAAUCAAAUAUAGCAGUGAUCUCGAGGAUGUCUAUUCUGUCACCUUUACUUUGAGAAAAGGCGCAACUCCAUCUGAAAUCAUUGAAGGUGCUGCUGGUUCACUGCAUAGAUUGAGUCAGACCGCACAGGAUGUGGUCCAACAGGGAAUGGUAUUCGGAACUCUCAAUGUUGGAUGCCGGCGAGAAGACGCACUAGACAAUGAUAAGGAAUUGUAUAUUUGCAAUUUCUUCAAUUAUUGGAAGUAUUAUUAGUAAUUAUUAUAGAAGUGCUUUUCCGUCAUUCAAACAUUUUGUAAAGAGUUUCUUCUAAUUUCCGAAUGCGGUUAGCAAAAGUGUGCCCUUGUAUUCAGCAUGUCUUUACCUUCUGAACAAGUGUUAUCGACAGAUGUUUCCAUGCUAAUUGCUUGUAUGCGGAUUGAGUCUUUAUCAUC
This is a messenger RNA of Cylicocyclus nassatus, 660 nucleotides long. NCBI's taxonomy places the organism in Eukaryota, Metazoa, Nematoda, Chromadorea, Rhabditida, Strongylidae. The record is from the annotation of a GenBank genome assembly.